Molecule: messenger RNA, 972 nt
Organism: Equus quagga
Lineage: Eukaryota; Metazoa; Chordata; Mammalia; Perissodactyla; Equidae
Gene: C13H16orf86
Product: chromosome 13 C16orf86 homolog
Exons: 5
Coding region: 1-972 (323 amino acids)
Source: RefSeq, a predicted model, not a curated record
AUGGUCUCAGGAGGGGCCGAGAAGCGGCCAGGCACACAGGAGGAGACGGCCGUGGGGCCAGCACAGCUUGCGGAGGCGCUGGGUGGCUGCGCUCGGAGCUCUGAGUGUCCAGUGAUGGGAGAACAGUGCCUGGUGGCAGCCCAUGGGGCCUGCCAGACCCAGAGUGCAGACAAGUGUCCAGCAGGAUCAGUCUCAGAGCCAUUGCUCCAGCAAGAACGACUCAAGCUGGAGGAAGAGAGGCUCAAGCCAGAGGUGGAGGCACUAGAGGAGAGAGGCCCCAGGGCUAUGGGCUCUACUGUGAGGCCCAGUCAUGGUCUGAAGAGGAAGCUGGUCAAAGCCCUGGUCCUCCCAGGACCUAGUCACCAAGCCCAUCCUAGGGCUGAAGCUGAGCUGCUACAGGGGCUGCCGCUGCAGAGGGAGGAACCAGAGAGUAGCCAGAGUGAGCCAUCACCGUCUGCCAAACAGCACAAAAAAGCCAAGAAGCGCAAGAGUCUGGGGGCCCCAGUGCUCCCAGCUAUGGCCAGCACAGUGUCUGCACCCUCAGAGACCAGGGGGCUGGAGAGAAAGGCCCAGCGCCUGAGGCCCCUGUACCAGUACAUCAACUAUUGCAACCCGGAGUUGAACCAGGCAGGGGAGGGGGACAGGGAGGCAGAGGCCGAGGUGGACCCUGAGUUGGAGCUGACCCUGGUUCCUGAGGAGGCAGGUGUGGAGCAACUGCAGGCCUUGCUGCACGUGGCAGGUGAGCUGGGCUCAGGCCUCACUUUGCCCUGCCCCAAUACAUUCGUGUUCCCCACCCAUGCUCUAGUUCCCCUGGGAAAGGAGGCUGGAGAGGAGCCUGGGGGUUUGCUCAGCUUGGGGGUCAGCGGCUGCCUCAAGGCUGAGGUGGAUAAGUCAACUCAAGUGGACAUUGACAAGAUGCUAAGUGUCUGCAUGGCUUCACUUGUACCCCCACUCUCUCCUCAGUACAAGUGA